Messenger RNA from Cladocopium goreaui, 1057 nucleotides. The record is from the annotation of a GenBank genome assembly. NCBI's taxonomy places the organism in Eukaryota, Dinophyceae, Suessiales, Symbiodiniaceae.
GAGGUGAAGUGGGAAUUCGGUGAGGUAAAACGGACGGACAACAAGGACCACAGCUACUUAGACGGAGCGUUGGUGACGUUUGCAGGUCGAAGUCUGCAGGAGAUCGUGGAUUAUCGGGGCCCCCACGGCGUUCGGAUUGUCCACAACGGCGUGGUUGACUACAACGGCAUGUGGAUUGGACCUGUGGGCUCAAGUGAUGCAGCUGAUGGAGCCAUCAAAUAUGGAGGUUUGCUCUUGGACGAGUUGCCCCGCACAGGGAAGUGUCUCUUUGAGGUUCAUUUGGAUCGCCUCCCACCAGCCACCACAGAUGUGUAUGUCAUCGUCUCUUCACCGUCUGGGAGGGAAUUGAGCAAGUACAGCAACAUCGUGGUGGCGAUCGUGGACGCUUGGAAGAGUCACAAGGUGUCCACUUGCCUUUUGAAAUCGAAGCCAGCGUCUCAGGGGGUGAUCUUCUGUCGACUCUCCAAAAGCAGUCAUGGAUGGAAGAUGGGUGCUUUCAGGAGCCCAACCUCCGGCGGAUGCCAUAACUUUCAUCCCAUCAUCGAGAGCUUGCGCGACGUGCAGGCACAGGCCUACCCGGAGGAGUUCGAGAUCAGCCUGGGCGGAACUUUGCUACGAUCAGAGAGGAGGUUGCUUCCACUGCAACAACUCCGAGCCAAGGGUGACCAACUCCAACGCCAAUUGUCAACCGGUUCCAUCACCAGUUUGUUGACUUGGUCGCCAGCGCGAAACCCCAACUCCAGGAGGUUUGGACCUUCAGAAUUGGAUUGAUGCCUUCCUCAGCGCCAGUGUGGACGAAACUGCGGAAAAAUCACACCUCCAGCGUGAUUUGUGCACAAUGCUAGGAACUGACAGAACGGGGGAGUGGUUCAUCUCAAUUCGCAAGCCUUCUGACUUCAUUCCUCAUUCAAGGUAAAAAAGUGGGAGCCGUGAAAUGUCUCGGCAGAGCAUGUUUGGCACAUUCUUGUCUUGAGCCACCUGCGAUUACACACGGUUUCAACAUUUGCACAGCUGUACCAUUACACGCAAGGGGCAUUGGGUGUGCCCGGUUUAUUUG